AUGAAAAAGAGCAUUUGUCACUCACACAAUACCCAGCAGCGCCCACUGCUUCUUCGAAGACCCUUACCUCCAAAGCUCCCUAAGUUACCUUUAUUAAAGAAGAAGGUCCGUGCAGUACGUACAGUUGUCGCUAGAGAACCCAAGGAGGCCUGUGGAAAGUUGGAGCCGGAUGAAAGCACUUUAGCGAAAAUAGAGCCCGAUGAAAGCACUUUAGCGAAAAUCGAUCAAGGUGUUUCUCAAGCACAAAGAUCUGCCACCACUCAAACCAUCUCUCUUAAUUAUGACCGUAAGGCACACGAAAGAGUGGUUAACAUUUUUCCACAUCCACGUGGCGUUCGCCGCCUUCAUUGGAAAGUCCCAAAGAGUGCUGCUAGUUCCAUGUUCAUUCCAAGAUGUCUAUCGGCGUCUUCCAGAGUUUUUAGGAAAACGCUAAGCCAAAUAAAAAAAGCCAGAAAGUCCUCUUUAAAAAAGGAAAGCAAAGAAGACGAGUCUCUCACUAAAAAGCCAUUUAGCAACACUCUAGUUCUUUCCAAGGAGUUUGCUAAGCCUUUACCCGCUUCUUACUCCAGGUUUAUAACUAAUAGGUUUAAGCCAUCAGGUACCCAGUUUCGCCCUGCACCAAAGAUUUCGAGCUAUGUUCAAGAGCUUCCUCUUAUCAGAGACGCAAAGGAAACAGCGCUCAGCCCCGCAUCUAGCGCUUCAUCUAUAAUACCAGAACCACAGUGGUCUGAACGGUCACACCCUAAGACAACCAUAAAUAAAGUGGUAUUGAACACAGGUUCACUUCCGCCAGCUCGUUCUCUGCCAACUCCUGUUUUGCCAAGAAAACCUCCAAGACAGGUUGUGAUCGAAAAUGCUGCAGUCACGCUGAGUCAAAAACCAGAAGGCCACAAACCACCUGAUACUCUUCCAAAAAGCACGAGAAAAGUAGACCCAAAUGCCCAUGUUUUACGAGGGGAAGGCUUUAAGACUGUUGCAGCAACACACUCUGAAACAUUCCUGGCGAUGACCACCCUGGCCGUAAUAAAUUGCCAAAUAUAUGGAAGAAAUGCACUUAAUCUUAAGGGAUUCUUUCUAGCGAACUGUCCAGACUUAUCAUCUGUGGCUUAUCAGUUGAUAUACCUUAAUUUAUCAUAUAAUGACUUAAACCAAUUUCCUAUAGAAGUACUUUAUCUUCAAAACCUACAAGUACUGAAAAUGAGAAAUAAUCCUAUCAGAUCAAUUCCUUCUGAAAUCCAGCUAUUGACAUACCUUAGGAUUUUCUCCAUUGCCUUUAACUAUAUUACAGAGCUUCCUAUUGGGUUAUUUUGCUUGAAUUAUCUUGAGGAGCUUGAUAUUUCCUACAAUGAAAUUGAAAAUAUUCCCAAUGAAAUCCAGAGACUCAGAUCACUUGAAAAACUGAUUGCUGACGGGAAUCCCAUAACAUCUUUUCCACCUGGGAUUCUGAAGCUUAACUUGGUCAAACUCCAAUUUGAAAAUACAUUCACUGUUCCUCAGUUUUGGUUAGAGAAUUGCUGGAACAACCCCCUACAACUUACUCAAAUUUGUUCUUUGUUCAUUGUUAAAAAUAAUCUACAUAAAGUAUUUGAUUGCACCCCAAUUGCAGUUCAAAAGCAUCUUAGAAGCACAUCUGACUGUGAUUGGUGCCACGGUCCCAGGUUUGGUGAAGGUUUCCGCAUCAUCCGAUCCUGUGAUAUCUUUGGAGUGUCACAUGUUCCUAUCAUGUUCCGAGUCUGCUCUCCUCCCUGCUAUCAGGAGAUCAGGGAAAGCAGUUUCGUUUUGGAAGGUUUUCCUAGUAGAAGAAUAGCUCUGAAUCAUGACUGGGUGAAAGAGAGCAAAGUCAGCAAUGUCUCGUUCUAUCUGUAA
Molecule: messenger RNA, 1866 nt
Organism: Arvicanthis niloticus (Nile rat)
Lineage: Eukaryota; Metazoa; Chordata; Mammalia; Rodentia; Muridae
Gene: Lrrc63
Product: leucine rich repeat containing 63
Cellular component (GO): cytoplasm
Molecular function (GO): protein binding
Source: RefSeq, a predicted model, not a curated record